This is a messenger RNA of Cajanus cajan (pigeon pea), 761 nucleotides long. RefSeq lists its product as uncharacterized. Lineage: Eukaryota; Viridiplantae; Streptophyta; Magnoliopsida; Fabales; Fabaceae. The record is from RefSeq and is a predicted model, not a curated record.
UUAAUUAUUCUGAUAUGUUUAUGGAUGGACAUAGAGUUUUGUUUACACGCCAACAAAAAUCGUUCAUUCAUCUUACCUGCAGUUCUGAUUAUUGUAAUCGUUGGGAAGACAAAAGAAAAUGAGUGGAUCUGUAUCUUCUACGCUGAUUCCCAGUAACACUUUCUUCAUAUCACGCAUUCCAUUCCCAAUUCCUGACGCAGUAACGGUUAAGGGCAAGAACAGAAGUUGUCACCUACGCGUCCACGUUUCUAUGGUGGACUCCUCCUCAGCUGAUUUCACCAGACGCAUCGAACAAGCCUGGUUAAUUUCUAAGCAACCAAGGCCAAUAGUGUGUUCAUCUUGCAACUCAAAAGGGCAUAUUGAAUGUAAAUGGUGUGCGGGUACUGGCUUCUUUAUUCUGGGUGAUAACAUGCUUUGUGAAGUCCCAUCCAGAAACACUACCUGUAUCAUUUGCACUGGAAAGGGAUCAAUGUGCUGUUCUCAUUGUCAAGGAACAGGCUUUCGUGCAAAGUGGUUGGGAGAACCUCCUACUAAUACUUCCUAAUGCUGGAGCAUGGCUUCUAAGUAGUGAAAACUGAAAAGUGUACUUAUAUAUAUACCUCGUUUUACGUGUGUCUCGUAGAUGCAGCAGCCUCUUUAGCUCCCAAAUUACUUUUACAUUGAACAAUGUUGUUGUCAAGUUAUUCAUUUUUUAACACUCAUAUGUUACUGGAAGCAAUCAGUUAAUAUUAUUUUUUAUAUGUUUAUGAACUUGUAUAAAU